Molecule: messenger RNA, 2538 nt
Organism: Camellia sinensis
Lineage: Eukaryota; Viridiplantae; Streptophyta; Magnoliopsida; Ericales; Theaceae
Product: trifunctional UDP-glucose 4,6-dehydratase/UDP-4-keto-6-deoxy-D-glucose 3,5-epimerase/UDP-4-keto-L-rhamnose-reductase RHM1
Biological process (GO): nucleotide-sugar metabolic process
Molecular function (GO): dTDP-glucose 4,6-dehydratase activity
Source: RefSeq, a predicted model, not a curated record
UCUCCUCUCCCGGUGAAGGGUGAAUAAACACGACUAUUUCCGUGAUGUGUUUCGUCAAUGUAGCCUCUCCCUCUUAACUCUCUCUCCUCUCUUCUCGCUCUUCUUCAAUCCUUCUUCUUCAAUCAUUUCUCUCUCUCUAGUCUCUUGAUUUUCUUUCUCCAGUCUCUUCCUUUUCUUUCUCUCCUUCCUGUUUGAUAUUGGUCUCAAGACCCAAUUCAGAUUGCUCUGACAUGGCUCCAUAUACUCCGAAGAACAUCCUCAUUACUGGGGCUGCCGGAUUCAUUGCAUCUCAUGUUGCUAACGGCCUGAUCCGGAAAUACCCCGAAUACAAUAUUGUUGUUCUUGACAAGCUUGAUUACUGUUCGAAUCUUAAAAAUCUAAACCCUUCUCGAUCAUCCCCAAAUUUCAAGUUUGUUAAGGGAGACAUUGGCAGUGCUGAUCUUGUCAAUUUCCUCCUUAUCACUGAAUCCAUUGACACAAUAAUGCACUUUGCAGCCCAGACCCAUGUUGAUAAUUCCUUUGGCAACAGCUUUGAAUUUACCAAAAACAACAUUUAUGGUACCCAUGUUCUUCUUGAGGCUUGCAAAGUCACCGGCCAGAUCAGAAGGUUUAUCCAUGUGAGCACCGAUGAGGUCUAUGGAGAAACAGAUGAGGAUGCCGUGGUAGGAAAUCACGAAGCUUCUCAACUCCUGCCUACAAACCCUUACUCAGCAACAAAAGCCGGGGCAGAAAUGCUUGUUAUGGCUUAUGGGAGAUCAUAUGGGUUACCUGUGAUUACCACUCGAGGAAACAAUGUUUAUGGCCCAAAUCAAUUUCCCGAAAAAUUAAUCCCAAAGUUUAUCCUCUUAGCUAUGCAAGGAAAGCCCCUUCCGAUUCAUGGUGAUGGUGCUAAUGUGCGGAGCUAUCUUUAUUGCGAGGAUGUUGCUGAGGCAUUCGAAGUUAUUCUUCAUAAGGGUGAAGUUGGUCAUGUCUACAAUAUUGGGACAAAGAAGGAAAGGAGAGUAACCGAUGUUGCCACGGAUAUAUGCAAGCUCUUUUCGAUGGACCCAAAAACAAGCAUUAAGUUUGUUGAGAACAGGCCGUUUAAUGACCAGAGGUACUUUCUUGAUGAUCAGAAGUUGAAGGUUUUGGGGUGGUCAGAGCGGACUACGUGGGAAGAGGGUUUGAAGAAGACAAUGGAAUGGUAUAUCAAUAACCCCAAUUGGUGGGGCGAUGUAUCUGGAGCUUUGCUUCCUCAUCCUAGAAUGCUUAUGAUGCCUGGUGGAGCCGAGAGACAUUUUGACGAGGCUGAAAAAUGCAGCAAUGGAUCGUCUCAUCUGUCAAGUUCUUCUAAUCAGAUCAAAAUGGUGGUACCAGUUUCCAAAGGCAGUGGCUCUCCUCGGAAACAACCCUUUAAAUUCUUGAUUUAUGGUAGGACCGGGUGGAUUGGAGGUCUACUGGGAAAGUUAUGUGAGAAACAAGGAAUUUCAUACGAGUAUGGAAAGGGGCGUUUGGAGGAUAGGUCGCAGCUCUUGGCAGAUAUUCAGAAUGUUAAGCCGACCCAUGUUUUCAACGCUGCUGGUGUGACUGGCAGACCCAAUGUUGAUUGGUGUGAAAGUCAUAAAACAGAAACAAUACGUGCCAAUGUUGCUGGUACUCUAAACUUAGCAGAUGUUUGCAGAGAGUAUGGGCUUUUGAUGAUAAAUUUUGCUACUGGAUGUAUAUUUGAAUACGAUGCUGCUCAUCCAGAAGGUUCUGGAAUUGGGUACAAGGAGGAAGACACGCCCAAUUUCACCGGUUCUUACUACUCAAAGACCAAGGCCAUGGUUGAGGACCUCUUGAAAGAAUACGACAAUGUAUGCACCCUCAGAGUCCGAAUGCCCAUAUCUUCAGACCUUAACAACCCGCGUAACUUCAUUACCAAAAUUUCUCGUUAUAAUAAAGUGGUCAACAUUCCAAACAGCAUGACCAUCUUGGAUGAGCUUCUACCCAUUUCGAUUGAGAUGGCAAAGCGGAACCUAAGGGGCAUAUGGAAUUUCACAAACCCAGGCGUUGUGAGUCAUAAUGAGAUUUUGGAGAUGUACAAGAAAUACAUUGAUCCCGAAUUUAAGUGGGCCAAUUUCACGCUCGAAGAGCAAGCAAAGGUUAUUGUUGCCGCUCGAAGCAAUAAUGAAAUGGACGCGUCGAAGUUGAAGAAGGAAUUCCCCGAGUUGCUACAUAUCAAGGAGUCAUUGAUCAAGUAUGUGUUUGAACCCAACAAGAAAAAUUCCGCGAUAUAAGCAUUUUAGAGCUUUAAACCACAUGGCUGAUAUGGUUUUUGAUUACCUUUACAAUCUGUUUUGAGCCGCCAUUUGUUCUCAGCUUUGAUGCAUUGUUUCUGUUAUCGGUGAAUUUAGAUAUAGCGAUCAGGAUUCAGGAUGGCCCUUAGAAGAUGUUUUUCUGUUCAAUGUUUUGUGUUUUCAUGAAUUUAGAUAGGCUCUUCAUAUAUUUGUAUCGUCUAUGAGUUUGUUCGGGUGUAACUUUUAGAUUCUAAUAUACAAAUCUUGUUGUUUUUUGAAC